This is a messenger RNA of Ananas comosus (pineapple), 1837 nucleotides long. Its product is annotated as lariat debranching enzyme. The record is from RefSeq and is a predicted model, not a curated record. The coding region runs from base 96 to 1322 and encodes 408 amino acids. Gene Ontology annotation, cellular component: nucleus. Gene Ontology annotation, biological process: mRNA splicing, via spliceosome. Gene Ontology annotation, molecular function: RNA lariat debranching enzyme activity. The transcript is spliced from 11 exons. NCBI's taxonomy places the organism in Eukaryota, Viridiplantae, Streptophyta, Magnoliopsida, Poales, Bromeliaceae.
AAAAUAUCAGGGCUUAAUUUAAAAAAGAGAUUCUCAGCAGAAGCAGAAGCAGAAGCAUCGCAAGCUCAACAAAAUGCCCUAAUUCUAAGAUAAAAAUGAAGAUCGCGGUGGAAGGGUGCAUGCACGGGGAGCUGGACGCGGUGUACGCCACGCUGAGGCGCCUGGAGCAGGUCGAGAACACCAAGAUCGACCUCCUCCUCUGCUGCGGCGAUUUCCAGGCAGUUCGAAAUGAAAAUGAUCUAGAGAGCUUAAACGUCAAACCAAAGUAUCGCAGUAUGAACACAUUUUGGAAGUACUACUCAGGGCAAGAAGUAGCUCCGUAUCCAACCAUAUUCAUUGGUGGGAAUCAUGAGGCAUCCAACUAUUUGUGGGAAUUGUAUUAUGGGGGUUGGGCUGCACAAAAUAUUUAUUUCUUGGGCUAUGCUGGAGUUGUUAAGUUUGGCAACAUCCGCAUUGGAGGGCUCUCUGGAAUUUAUAAGCCAGGACAUUAUUUUUUAGGACAUUUCGAGCGGCCUCCGUAUAAUGAUAAUGACAUACGAUCGAUAUACCAUGUGAGGCAUUAUGAUGUCCUUAAACUCAUGCACGUUGAAGAACCAAUAGAUAUUUUCUUGUCCCAUGAUUGGCCUCUAGGAAUCACCGAGUAUGGAAACUGGGAGAAGCUUAUUAAAAUUAAACAGCAUUUUACAGAAGAGGUCUACAGUAGAACCCUAGGUAGCAAACCUGCUGCAGAGUUGCUGAACAAAUUAAGACCGCCAUUCUGGUUUUCUGCUCAUCUCCACUGUAAAUUUCCAGCAGUAAUUCAGCAUGGGAAGGAUGGACCUAUUACUAAGUUUCUUGCACUUGAUAAAUGCCUCCAUGGUCGCAGAUUUCUGCAGAUUAUUGAUAUCGAAUCAGAUCCAGGACCUUAUGAGAUUCAAUACGAUGAGGAAUGGCUUGCAAUAACAAAAAAGUUUAAUAAUAUUCUUCCCUUGACGCGAAAAUAUUUUGAUGGAGGGGUUAAGCAACUUGAUAUUCAAGAUUGUCGGCAAUGGGUGAUGCGUAAAUUGGAUGAAAGAGGGGCCAAACCUUUUGAUUUUGUCCAGACUGUCCCAGCCUAUGAUCCUUCUCAGACCUUUUCCAAUCCUUUCCGUACUGGUCAUUGUCGUAAUCCGCAAACUGAAUCCUUGCUGCAGUUUUUGGAACUCCCAUAUCUACUUGAUGGUGAGAAUGUAGCCAAUACUCCAUCGCAAAGUACCAAGCAGUUAAAUCCUACAGAUGCACUUGAUGACGACGAUGAUGUGGACGAGCUGGAAGAGCAUGCUGAUUCUGAUGAUGAGGAGUGAAGAGCGAGGUUUUCUCACAGGAUGUAUAUAUAUACGUGGUUGUUGACGGACUCAUUAUCCCCUCAACCAAUUAUUACCAAUUAUUACCUCGCCUUCAAGCAAAUGAAGGAGAUACAAGUCCCAUUUGGAUGUCUGAACAAGUUAUCCAUAAAUAAAUUAAGGUGUUAUUUCUUUCCCCUUUAGUUUUGUGAUUAGAAGUUAGAAGUUCAAUUUUAGCUCUUUAGAAGGUUUUGAUAGGCCAUGAUUUAGUAGGACAGCAUAUUUUGCUUGUUAGUAUCAGGCAAAUUAUCUUAUUCUAAGAAAAUAACUAUAAGGUCGAAGGCCGAAUAUAGUAUGCUUUUUUAGAUAUCUGAUCAUACUCGUCGUCAACCAAGUAGUACAAUCUUUCUGAGUGAAUGAAAGAGAUGUAUCGAAUAAAAUACUCCUGCAUUUGUGUGGAUAUGGAUCACUCCAUGCUUAUCAAUGGUGAACUAAACCAAAGAUUCAAAAUAGUGUGACCCAAAUGUUUGACUACA